CGGGGCCGACAGGGCUCCGUGAGGGACAGGGGCCGGGACCGGGAGCUCCGUGAGAGACUGGGGGAGCGCGGGCUCAUUGAGGGAUCGGGGCUACGCCGGGGCUCCCUGCAGCAUGGCAGAAGCCUCCGUCUCUCCGCUGAAGCAUUUUGUGCUGGCCAAAAAGACCAUCACUGCCAUCUUCGACCAGCUGCUGGAGUACGUCACUGAGGGAGCAGCGUUUGUGGAAGCCACAUAUAAGAACCCAGAACUUGAUCAUAUAGCAACAGAAGAUGAACUUGCAAAAAUACAAGCAUAUAAAAACAAGUUGGCAGUCAUUGGAGAGGUGCUCUCACGGAGACACAUGAAAGUGGCAUUUUUUGGCAGAACAAGCAGUGGGAAAAGUUCAGUCAUUAAUGCAAUGCUGUGGGACAAAGUGCUUCCCAGUGGGAUUGGCCAUACAACAAACUGCUUCCUCAGUGUGGAAGGGACUGAUGGAGAUAAGGCUUAUCUUAUGACAGAAGGAUCAGAUGAAAAGAAGAGUGUCAAGACAGUCAAUCAGCUGGCUCAUGCACUUCACAUGGAUAAAGAUUUGAAGGCUGGCUGUCUCGUCCAUGUCUUUUGGCCCAAGUCAAAGUGUGCCCUGCUGAGAGAUGAUUUGGUUAUAGUGGACAGCCCUGGCACAGAUGUCACUACAGAACUGGACAGCUGGAUUGACAAGUUCUGCUUAGAUGCUGAUGUGUUUGUCUUGGUUGCCAAUUCUGAAUCAACUCUCAUGAACACGGAGAAACAUUUUUUCCAUAAAGUGAAUGAACGACUUUCCAAGCCAAACAUCUUCAUCCUCAAUAAUAGAUGGGAUGCCUCUGCAUCAGAACCAGAAUACAUGGAAGAUGUGCGUAGGCAGCACAUGGAGCGCUGUCUGACUUUCCUGGUUGAUGAGCUCAAAGUUAUUGAUCCUGUAGAAGCAAGGAAUCGCAUCUUUUUUGUUUCAGCAAAAGAAGUUCUGAGUGCCAGGAGACAAAAGGCCCAAGGAAUGCCAGAGGAUGGUGGAGCACUUGCUGAAGGAUUUCAAACAAGAUUCCAGGAAUUUCAACAUUUUGAGCAGAUAUUUGAGGAGUGUAUCUCGCAGUCAGCCGUGAAAACCAAGUUUGAACAGCACACUAUCAGAGCUAAACAGAUAAUAGAUACUGUGAAAAACAUUAUGGACAACAUAAACGUUGCAGCAGCAGAGAAAAGAGUCCAUUCCAUGGAAGAGCGAGAAGAUCAGAAGGACAGGCUGGACUUUGUUAGAAAUCAGCUGAACAUUUUGACAGAAGACACCAAGGAAAAAAUCAAACGCGUUACUGAGGAAGUGGAAAACAAAGUCUCCGCUGCCAUGACUGAUGAGAUUUGCCGGCUCUCAGUCUUAGUUGAUGAAUUUUAUUCUGAUUUUCACCCUUCUCCUCAAGUUUUGAAGCUCUAUAAGACAGAACUGAACAAACACAUAGAAGACGGUUUGGGAAAGAACCUGGCUGAACGCUGCUCCACUGAAGUCAACCAGUCAAUGCACCAGUCCCAGCAGGAGAUGAUUGAAAAUCUGAAACCAUUGUUGCCUUCUAGUGUUCAGGAUCAGCUCCACUUGCUAAUUCCAUGCAGGAAGUUUGAUCUUAGCUAUGAUCUAAACUGUCAUAGCCUGUGUGCAGAUUUUCAAGAGGAUAUAAUGUUCCACUUUUCUUUGGGAUGGACUUCUCUUGUAAACCGUUUCUUGGGUCCUAAACAAGCUCAGAAAGUACUUCUGGGAUUAGCAGAUCCAAACCUAAAUAUCCCUCGUCCUUUAGCCAGCACCCCGUCUGCUGCCAGCCUUCCUGCCAUAACUCCCGAGAGCGUGCCCCAGGAUGAGUUCAUGGUUCCUUUGGUGUUGAGUUUAGCCUCGCUGACAUCCCGGACCUCCAUGAGCAUCAUCGUUGUUGGUGGAGUGAUCUGGAAAACCAUAGGCUGGAAAGUGAUCUCCUUGUCCCUGAGCAUGUACGGGCUGCUGUACCUGUAUGAGAGGCUGACCUGGACCACGCGGGCCAAGGAGAGAGCCUUCAAGCAGCAGUUUGUGAACUACGCCACCGAGAAGCUGCAGAUGAUCGUCAGCCUCACCAGCGCCAACUGCAGCCACCAGGUGCAGCAGGAAAUGGCCACUACUUUUGCUCGGCUCUGUCAGCAGGUGGAUAUUACUGAGAAAAACCUGGAAAAAGAAAUAGCUAGGCUUUCCAAAGAAAUAGAUCAGCUGGAGAACAUACAAAGCAUCUCCAAGCAGCUGAGAAAUAAAGCCAUUCACCUUGAGAAUGAACUAGAUCGCUUCACAAAACACUUUCUUCAAAAGAGUAAAUAAAACAUCAUUGUGAACUUUCCCGGUGCUCCUUUGUCGGGCAAAGUAGAAAUUUUACAGGUGACACUUCUAUAAAAAUUAUUUAUAUUUUUAAUGUUACUGUGGUGACAGUUGUAAAACUUGGACUUUGAUGGUGAACCAAACGGAAGAGCUGUGGUACUCUUGAGUGUUAUGUUCGUUUUGCAGAUUUUGGGUUAAAAAUUACCUUUAAACACUAAAUUUUUUGGGCACUUGACAAUAAAACUCCAAAUUCUCACUGGUUUUCAUGAGUAUGUAGCAGUGGCAAGUCUCACUUCCCUGGCAUCCAGGACCUUACACAGGGAAAGAGCUUAGCCCAGUCUCCUGCUUUCAGCUGCUUAGGAAGCGUCCAGGUAUGGAGGGUGCUGGUUUUCCACGUGGGUGUGAAUUUGUUUAGUGAAAUACAAAACUCUGGCAUGGGAAAAGACUCCUGACAUGUUUGGAAAGCAGGUGCCAGUGUGUUGAGUAGCAGUUCCUCUUGAAAGGGCAGCAGAGAUGAGGGUGAACUGCAGUAAGGCAAUGCAGUGGGCUCAAGGUUCCUCUGGCUACAUCCUUGAGCCAAGAAGGCACUGAUGACAUAAAAGUGAACCUGUUUCUUGCAGUUGGUAGAGCAGUGAAGUGGUGUUUUGCCUGUGAGCACAUGGCUAGAGCCAAGCACAGCAGGGUCUGGGCACAACUGGUUCAGGUUAGAAGGGGCUCAGGGUCCUGUUGCUGCAUUCAGGGAGCAGGACAUGGUGAAACUCCCUGCCCCCCCUCUGCUGUAGGACAGGUCUCCUCUAGGUCAGACUCCAGGCAGCUGUGCUGGAGUCCUUGACCUUUGCUCGCCUCCAGCAAAACCUCUUUAAAAGCCUUCUGCUGUUGCUGCCUGCAGUCAUUCAGCAUCUACUUUUUUCUAACUAGACUUUUUACAAUUAUUUUAAGAGAGGCCUUUCCAGAGUAUAUAUUUUUAUGGCAGUGUUAAUACUGACUGAGUUAAAGAUGGAGCUCUAAGGUAUAGGAGUUUGCUAUUUUCAAGUAAUUAAGGGCUGUCUCAUCAGGGAAUAGAUGUAAGAUGCAAUGCUAGAGAUGUUAAGGGAAGACAGCAGUUCCACCAGUGUGCUCAGGUGUUUCUUCUAACUGUUGGUUUGAGGGAAAGUGUGGCACUGACCCCUGAGAAACAGCCCAGCCUUGGUGUUGGUGAGGGCACAGCUGCAAAUCAGUGCUCUGUUUGUGGAGCAUUUUUAUUGAUAAUGUAUCAAGAUAAAACUUUCAAUGCAUGUGUUUUACAGUUAUUUAUUAAAAAACGUCUACCCCUUUG
Molecule: messenger RNA, 3647 nt
Organism: Lonchura striata (white-rumped munia)
Lineage: Eukaryota; Metazoa; Chordata; Aves; Passeriformes; Estrildidae
Gene: MFN1
Product: mitofusin 1
Biological process (GO): mitochondrion localization; mitochondrial fusion
Cellular component (GO): mitochondrial outer membrane
Molecular function (GO): GTP binding; GTPase activity
Source: RefSeq, a predicted model, not a curated record